Dendrobium catenatum is the source of this 2698-nucleotide messenger RNA. RefSeq lists its product as uncharacterized. The record is from RefSeq and is a predicted model, not a curated record. The transcript has 2 exons. Lineage: Eukaryota; Viridiplantae; Streptophyta; Magnoliopsida; Asparagales; Orchidaceae. Bases 370 to 2232 code for a protein of 620 amino acids.
ACUAGUUGUAUUUCGUCUCUUUUAUGUCCAUUUUGCUCCGGCGCUAGCUGUUGCUUAUCUCUCUCUCUCUCUCUCUCUCUUACAGCAGGGGCAUGGAGAAACCCUAGAUAUCCACGCCGCCGGGCUCAGGAUAUUUCCUGUUUGGAGGGAAACGAUUCGAGCUGGUUUUGGUAGUGGAGGAGGCAAACACUCUGAAUGGCUCCCCAUCCGCAAGUGACAAUCUUUUUCCCUGAAGUUCGUUAACUGUUUUGUUUCUAUGAAGAUUUGUUUGAAAUAAGAUAUGACCGUAAUUCUCUGUUUUGAUAAGAAGCUUUCCCAUCUGCGAGUGACAAACACUUGAAUCUUAUGCGUCUAUAAGCCUUUUUAACAAUGGGAUCAAUUUUUAAUCAGAGGCUAGAUUCUCAAGCAGAUACCACACUACGGCUAGAUUCACUGGACACUUCCAGUGUUCAUGGAUUCAACAUGAAAGGAACAAAGAGGAAGUGGGAGGAUAUUAAUGGAGGUAGGGGUACUGGGCAUGUCCCACGGGCUUCAGUUUUACAGUGUUCAACAAGUACCUCAGAAAGCAGUAAGAGGAGCUCAGGAACUGUUUGCACUUACUCUUCGGCUUAUGUUGCUGAUGAAGAAUGUUCCAUGGAUCUAGAUUUAAAUUUCGAACUUAAACUCGGUGCUGAAAAUACAAAUUUUGCUAAGGUCCGUUCUGUAACCUCUACAAAUUCAGUAUCCACAAAUCCUAUAAUCGAUACUCAGUUGAGUUUAUCUGUUGGAGCAUCCGCAUCAUCUAUUACAAGUGAACUUGAAGCCCCUGCAAAACAUCUAUUUAGCAUAGAGGCUUCAACGGUCAAUUUUCCUGGGCCUGCGAUUGAUGAUGGAGUGGUUUCAUCAUCCUGGAAAAAUGUCAGCAUUCGAAUUCCAUAUGGUUACAACACAGGAUCUUCUAAAUCAGUCAGAUUUCCAAAUAUAAGCCAGUUAUCAAUUGUCACAGAAGCGCCGAAAAGCUCAGUUGACUGUACUUCCGUGAACAUUCAAAAGCAAAAUAAAAGCAGUAGUACAAAAUAUUGUCAGUAUCCAGAUUGUGUGAAAGGAGCUAGGGGUGCUUCUGGACAUUGCAUAGCUCAUGGUGGAGGUCAAAGAUGUCAGAAAGCUGAUUGUCAGAAGGGAGCUGAAGGAAGGACUAAAUAUUGUAAGGCACAUGGAGGUGGUCGUCGUUGCGAGUUCCUUGGUUGCAUGAAAAGUGCUGAAGGCCGCACAGAUUAUUGUAUUGCGCAUGGUGGUGGUCGCCGCUGCAGCAAAGAUGGCUGCACACGAGCUGCGAGAGGAAAAUCUGGAUUAUGCAUUAGGCAUGGAGGUGGCAAGAGAUGUCAAAUGGAAAAAUGUACAAAAAGUGCGGAAGGCCAGUCGGGCUUAUGCAUUGCCCAUGGUGGAGGCAAACGUUGCAAAUUCCCGGAAUGUACAAAAGGUGCACAGGGGAGCACGAUGUAUUGCAAAGCUCACGGUGGAGGAAAGCGUUGCAGCUUUCCAGACUGCAGCAAAGGCGCAGAAGGAAGCACUCCCUUCUGUAAAGGCCAUGGCGGAGGGAAGCGAUGCUUGUUUCAAGGUGGUGGUGUGUGUACUAAGAGUGUACACGGCGGGACCGAUCUCUGCGUUGCCCAUGGUGGCGGUAAGAGGUGCGCUGCACCGGAAUGCACUAAGAGCGCAAGAGGUCGAACGGACUACUGUGUUCGUCAUGGUGGAGGCCGGCGAUGCCAGUAUGAAGGUUGUGUGAAGAGUGCCCAGGGGAGCACUGAUUUCUGCAAGGCUCAUGGAGGUGGCAAAAGAUGCUCGUGGGGUGAAGCCAGGCCAGAUAUAAAUGCCAGCGGGCCUCGCUGCGGUAGAUUUGCCAGGGGAAAGCUUGGCCUUUGUACUGCUCACCUUGCUCUGAUGCAGGACCACCAGGUUCAUGGUGGAGAGACGCUAGGAGUUCUCGGAGCUCCUAAAGCUUUACCAGCUAAACCUGAUAAGAUGAAGGGAAUUGUUGUUGAAAAGGAUUCAAAUCUUAUGACCUGGAGGAACCUGGAUCAGAGGAAAUUCAGUGAUCCCACAAAUGGAAUGGCUUCACUUCCAGAAGGCAGAGUUCAUGGUGGUAGUCUUAUUAUGGCUUUGCUAGGUAGUGGAGCUAUAGUCAAUCAUUCUGCAAACCAGGCUGAAGGGUGCAGCACUUCCAAUUCAAAUCAAGUUCCUUUUAUACCAUGAAUUAUGGAAACUUGUGAAGGGUUAGUAAUUAGCUUCCUUGCCUUCACUGGGGUCUUCUGUGAUUGGCUUGCUUGUUUUUUUUUUCUUUCCAACCGUUAUUUCCCGUUGUUAACUGGAUGUGUGAAGUAGAUGAGAAAGCCAAGUUUUUUCAUCUUCCAUUGUCUAUGAUGGCCUUCUAUUAAGGCUUCGUUUGGGACAGCUUUCUUACUGCUUCAUAAAGCAAUUUUUUUAGUAAAAAAUCUUAAUUUUUGAACUAAAAAAUCGCUUUAAGAAGCAGUAAGAAAGCCGCCCCAAAUGAAGCCUAAGUUUAAUCCCUUUUGUGAAAAGAAUAAGUAGGGUAGGGCUAUGGGCUCUUUUAGCUUCUGUAGUUGUAAAUGUACGCUAGGGAUCUUUGUCAAUGCUGUACUUCUGAUUGUUUUUUAUUUAGCUUCCUGUGAAUAUAUGCUGCUACAUUGAAUUGUAAUGA